AUGGCUCCUCUGCUUAUCGCCCGCAGGUUCCAAGGCUCCUUCUUGCCCGCUCCACCUUUUACCAUCAAGGACUUGAAUGAGUCCACACUUGAGGCCAAGUACGCUGUGCGUGGUAAGAUCCCAAUUCGUGCUGACGAAUUGAGGUCGCAGCUCGAUUCAAACGAGAAUCAUGGCUUGCCCUACGACCGCAUUAUCAGUGCCAAUAUUGGCAACCCUCAGCAAUUGGACCAGAAACCUUUAUCCUGGUACAGACAAGUCUUGUCAUUGACCCAAUACCCUAAUCUCAUCAGCAAAAUUGAGAAGUUAGAACCUACCGUUAGAGAUCAUUUGUACCCCGCAGAUACGGUUCAGCGUGCAAGAAAGCUUCUAAAGUCCACAGGAUCCGUGGGUGCCUAUUCCCACUCUCAAGGUGAUGCCGGCAUUCGUCAAUCUGUUGCCAACUUCAUUGAAAGAAGAGACGGUUACCCUGCUGAUCCAAAUGAUAUCUUCUUAACCAGUGGUGCCUCUGCUGCAGUCUCAUACUUGAUUCAGGUCUUGUCCUCGAGCGAUAAGUCUGGUUUCUUGAUUCCUAUUCCUCAGUACCCAUUGUACACUGCUUCUAUUGCUUUGAACAAUGCUGUUCCAAUUGGAUACUUCUUGAAUGAGGACAAGCAGUGGUCUACUGACCCAGAACAAAUUCGUGACUUGAUUGCAGAGAAUAAGGAAAAGGGUGUCCAGAUCAAGGCAUUGGUUGUAAUCAACCCAGGUAACCCUACUGGUGCCAUCUUGAAAGAAAACGACAUUGUCGAGGUCAUCAACAUUGCUGCUGAACACGGAAUUGCCAUCAUCGCCGAUGAAGUCUACCAGGAGAACGUGUUCCAUGGCGAAUUCAUCUCUGUGAAAAAGGUUUUGGCCAAAUUACUUGGAAGUGAUCACGAACUCUACAAGAACGUCCAGCUUGCAUCCUUGCAUUCCACCUCUAAAGGUGUCAGUGGUGAAUGUGGUCAGCGUGGUGGAUACAUGGAGUUGGUGGGUUUCACUCGUGAGGUACGUGACAUCAUCUUCAAGCUAGCUUCCAUUAAUCUCUGCUCCGUUGUUUCUGGUCAGAUUCUUGUUGAGCUCAUGAUCAACCCACCCGUGAAGGGUGAUCCAUCUUACGAGUUAUAUCACCACGAGACCCUGUCGAUCCACAGAGACCUUCAAAAAAGAGCUCUGCUGUUGUAUGAGGCUUUCACGAAGAUGGCUGAUGUGGACUGUCAGAAGCCACAAGGUGCUAUGUACCUCUUCCCACGCUUGAACUUCUCAAAGGAUCAGUACCCUGCAUUAUACAAGAAAGCUGAAGAGCUAAACUUGACUAUUGAUGAGUUCUACUGCACUGAGUUGUUGGAGAGGACUGGUAUCUGCUGUGUUCCUGGUAAUGGUUUCGGUCAGGUACCAGGCACCGCACACUUGAGAACGACAUUUUUGCCUCCAGGAACUGAGUGGAUAAGUAGCUGGGCUGCUUUUCAUGAGAAGUUUGUGCACACUUAUAAACAUUAA
This is a messenger RNA of Candidozyma auris, 1518 nucleotides long. It is a transcript of the gene ALT1, whose product is annotated as alanine transaminase. The coding region runs from base 1 to 1518 and encodes 505 amino acids. Gene Ontology annotation, molecular function: L-alanine:2-oxoglutarate transaminase activity; pyridoxal phosphate binding. Lineage: Eukaryota; Fungi; Ascomycota; Pichiomycetes; Serinales; Metschnikowiaceae. Gene Ontology annotation, biological process: biosynthetic process. The transcript has a single exon. The record is from RefSeq and is a predicted model, not a curated record.